AUGGCUGCAGAGAUUUUACUUGGGCAAUUAAAUGGCAAAUCAACAAAUGAAGAAGUUAAAGAAGUUCUUAGACAAGCAUUUAUAGCUGUGGAAAGAGGAUAUUUAGAUUCAAUUGGAGAUCUUUUAGCUGAAAGAACUAGUUUACAAUUUGAUAUACCUGAUGGUUUAAAUUCCUAUGAAACAUAUCAAAAAUUUCCUCAUUUGGUUGAUAAGUUAAAUGCACUAAAUUGUGAGUUGUCAGUAGGUACUAGUGCAGUUGUAGCUCUUAUAUAUCAUGGAAGAUUGUAUGUUGCAAAUAUUGGUGAUAGUAGAGCUUUAUUAUGUAAAACUGAUUCUAAUGAAGUAUUAAGAGUUGUACAAUUAAGUGUAGACCAUGACUUAAGAAAUGAAGAUGAACUGUUGAGACUAUCUCAUUUAGAAUUGGAUAUUGAAUCUAUAAGACAAGGAUCUCGUCUUGGAAAUCAAGAAACUACGCGUUGUCUUGGAAACUAUCUUGUUAAAGGGGGGUAUAGAGAAUUUGAAGAAUUAGCAUCUGCCACAGCAGAACCUGUCAUUGCUGAACCAGAAAUUCAUGGUGGGAUAGAACUUGAUGAUUCUUGCAAAUUUUUGUUACUUAUGUCUCGUGGACUUUAUAAGUCAUUAGAAGAAGUAACUGGAGUUGAUCAAGUUAAUAUAAAAUUAAUUAAUUUUGCUGUUCAGGAGUUUCAAGCACAGUCCACUCUAACAGGAGUUGCUCAAGCGGUCGUAGAUAAAGUUGUAAGAAUUCAUCAUGAUAAUAAUAUGAGUAACUUACAUAGUACAAUAACUAGUGGUAAACGAGAUGAUAUUACUCUUCUCGUACGAAAUUUUAAUUUUCCGCUUCCUCAUGCAUUAAGAAGCCCUACUAAUCAAUCAGUCAGAUUUAAUCCAAUUGUAGAAUCUGCUCCAAUUACAACAAUACCAGGGAAUGAUUAUUCAAGUACUGGUAUUACAGAAGAAAAUUCUGAUUUUUCAACAACUGAAACUUCAUCAACAUCUGAUAUAUAUCCUCCAGGUACAAGAUCGACAAACAGAAAUACCAGAAUUAAGUCUUAUGUAAACUUUUCUGAAUACUAUGAAAACGUUGAAAAGAGACGUCGAGAAGGGACAUUACCAGAAGGUAUAAAUUUUUUAUAA
Messenger RNA from Eufriesea mexicana, 1155 nucleotides. Its product is annotated as TGF-beta-activated kinase 1 and MAP3K7-binding protein 1. NCBI's taxonomy places the organism in Eukaryota, Metazoa, Arthropoda, Insecta, Hymenoptera, Apidae. The coding region runs from base 1 to 1155 and encodes 384 amino acids. The transcript is spliced from 5 exons. Gene Ontology annotation, biological process: protein dephosphorylation. Gene Ontology annotation, molecular function: protein serine/threonine phosphatase activity. The record is from RefSeq and is a predicted model, not a curated record.